UCCCGCUAGCCCUACGGCUCCGAACUCGGUGGUCUUGGAGGCUCCGCCGGAAGGGGGACAAGAUGGCGGAGGAGGAGUUCUCCAAUGCCACUCAUGAGGGCUUCAAUGUCACCCUCCACACCACCCUGGGUGUCACAACAAAACUGGUGCUGCCAACCCCUGCCAAGCCCAUUCUUCCAGUGCAGACUGGGGAGCAGGCUCAGCAGGAGGAGCAGUCAAGUGGCAUGACCAUCUUCUUCAGCCUCCUUGUCCUGGCCAUCUGCAUCACCCUGGUGCACUUGCUGAUCCGGUACAGGCUGCACUUCUUGCCUGAGAGCGUCGCUGUUGUUUCUCUAGGUAUUCUCAUGGGAGCAGUGAUAAAAAUUAUAGAGUUUAAAAAACUGGCAAAUUGGAAGGAGGAAGAAAUGUUCCGUCCAAACAUGUUUUUUCUCCUUUUGCUUCCGCCUAUCAUCUUUGAGUCUGGGUACUCCUUACACAAGGGUAACUUCUUUCAAAAUAUUGGUUCCAUCACCCUGUUUGCUGUUUUUGGUACGGCGAUCUCUGCUUUUGUAGUAGGUGGAGGAAUUUAUUUUCUGGGUCAGGCUGAUGUAAUCUCUAAACUCAACAUGACAGACAGCUUUGCAUUUGGCUCCCUGAUAUCUGCUGUGGACCCAGUGGCCACCAUUGCGAUUUUCAAUGCACUGCACGUGGACCCUGUGCUCAACAUGCUGGUGUUUGGAGAAAGCAUUCUCAACGAUGCAGUCUCCAUUGUUCUAACCAACACAGCUGAAGGCUUAACAAGGAAAAACAUGUCAGAUGUCAGUGGGUGGCAAACCUUUCUACAAGCCCUCGGCUACUUCCUCAAAAUGUUCUUCGGCUCUGCAGCCCUAGGCACCCUCACUGGCCUAAUCUCUGCAUUAGUGCUGAAGCACAUCGAUCUGAGGAAAACGCCCUCCCUGGAGUUCGGCAUGAUGAUCAUCUUUGCCUACCUGCCCUACGGCCUGGCGGAGGGGACCUCGCUGUCAGGCAUCAUGGCCAUCCUGUUCUCGGGCAUUGUGAUGUCCCACUACACCCACCAUAACCUCUCCCCGGUCACCCAGAUCCUCAUGCAGCAAACCCUCCGGACUGUGGCCUUCCUGUGCGAAACAUGUGUGUUUGCAUUUCUUGGCCUGUCCAUUUUUAGUUUCCCUCACAAGUUUGAAAUUUCCUUUGUCAUCUGGUGCAUAGUGCUCGUCCUGUUUGGCAGAGCGGUCAACAUUUUCCCUCUUUCCUAUCUGCUGAAUUUCUUCCGUGACCAUAAAAUCACUCCGAAGAUGAUGUUCAUCAUGUGGUUUAGUGGCCUACGGGGGGCCAUCCCCUACGCCCUGAGUCUGCACCUGGACCUGGAGCCCAUGGAGAAGCGGCAGCUCAUUGGCACCACUACGAUCAUCAUUGUGCUCUUCACCAUCCUGCUGCUGGGUGGCAGCACCAUGCCCCUCAUCCGCCUCAUGGACAUUGAGGACGCCAGGGCUCGCCGCAGGAGCAAGAAGGACGUCAACCUCAGCAAGACCGAGAAGAUGGGCAACACGGUGGAGUCGGAGCACCUGUCGGAGCUCACGGAGGAGGAGUACGAAGCGCACUACCUCAGGCGGCAGGAGCUCAAGGGCUUCAUGUGGCUGGACGCCAAGUACCUCAACCCCUUCUUCACACGGCGGCUGACCCAGGAGGACCUGCACCGCGGGCGCAUCCAGAUGAAGAGCCUCACCAACAAGUGGUACGAGGAGGUGCGCCAGGGCCCGUCAGGCUCCGAGGACGACGAGCAGGAGCUGUUCUGACGGCGCGAGGGCCAAGCUUCUGGGGCCCGGGACUCAGAGGCGCCAGCUUGCUUUCGGCAGCUUCUCCAGGAUGUAAGACCGGCAAGUGGAAGGUGGCUGCUCCCCUUGUGGAAGUUUCUAGGCCUUUGGAGCUAGCUGGUUCAGAAAUGCCUGCCAGCCCCACACUCCCUGCUGAGCCGGCCUGAGUGGCUGACCACAGUCCCAGGUAAAUGCUCCCCUCCUCUGCCAGCAGGGGCUGCCCAGAGCCUGCUGGGAGCCGGCCAGGGACUGCCAGCCCAUUCCAUCCUCGACCCCUGGAACAGCCUGCAGGCUGGGUGGCAUCUGUGCCUCUGUGAGGAGCAGCAGCCGUUCUGACCCAGGGGCAAGACCUAGAGACCGCAGCGUCCCCCACUCCCUGAGAAACACUGAAGGACCAUUCUC
Dipodomys ordii (Ord's kangaroo rat) is the source of this 2213-nucleotide messenger RNA. It is a transcript of the gene Slc9a8, whose product is annotated as solute carrier family 9, subfamily A (NHE8, cation proton antiporter 8), member 8. The record is from RefSeq and is a predicted model, not a curated record. The coding region runs from base 63 to 1793 and encodes 576 amino acids. The transcript has 16 exons. Gene Ontology annotation, cellular component: Golgi apparatus; membrane. Gene Ontology annotation, biological process: proton transmembrane transport; sodium ion transport; regulation of pH. Gene Ontology annotation, molecular function: sodium:proton antiporter activity. Lineage: Eukaryota; Metazoa; Chordata; Mammalia; Rodentia; Heteromyidae.